AUGUGCCGAGGUCAAUCGUGCCAUUAUCCCGUCGAGAAGGGGGCGCAUGCGUCCAUGAGUGCUGUGCCAUGGGAGACGGCGGCGAAUGAAAACAAAAACAAGAAAAACGACAUGGUCGACGCUGCCCUGAGUGACGCUGACGAUGCGUACGUGCAGGUCCGUCUUGCCGUUCCACCGCAGCAUUUUGCACUCACGCUGUUACCGUGUACCGAUGCCGCACGCGUAGCCCUCGUCCUGCGCAAUCCUCGCCGCCGCAGGUACGUGCUGCGCGCCCGGCAGGCGCUGCCACUAGCAGGUACCGCCGCCAACGCUGGCGCUGGCAUUCGUCGUGCCCGCCGUGAAAUGAGCUGCCGCACCCACCGGCAGCCUUCACCAUUCCCCUUUUGCCGCUUCCUUUUUCUCCACUCGUCUUUCCCGUGGCUGGCCUCGCAUAUCCAGCAACCACCUCACUCACCCUCUGCCAACGGUCCGUCGUCCUCUCUCGUCAACCCGCCAGCCGCCGCUCGUGCAUCGAACGCGCACCCAGCAUUUGCCGUCUCGUCACCGACACCGCCCGCCGCAGUCCAAGGCAAACCCCCCGCUGCCUCGCGCCCCCGCCACCGCUCCGGCCAAAACAUGUCGGCCCCCGCCAAGAUGAUUCGCCGGAAGAAGAACGUGAAGAAGGGCAUCCAGUUCUGCCUCAUGGUCUGCGGCGCCUCUGGAACCGGCCGGACCACGUUCGUCAACACGCUCUGCGGCAAGGACGUCCUCCUCCACAAGGACGCCGACGACGCCGGCGAUGCUCACGUCGAGGAGGGUGUCAAGAUCAAGCCCAUCACCGUCGAGCUCGAGCUGGACGAGGAGGGUACACGCAUCUCGCUGACCAUUGUCGACACGCCCGGCUUCGGCGAUCAGAUCGACAACGAGGCCAGCUUCGCCGAGAUUGUCGGCUACCUCGAGCGGCAGUACGAUGACAUCCUGGCCGAGGAGUCUCGCAUCAAGCGCAACCCCCGCUUCCGGGACAACCGAGUCCACGCCAUGCUCUACUUCAUCACCCCGACCGGCCAUGGCCUGCGAGAGCUCGACAUCGAGCUCAUGAAGCGCCUCGCGCCCCGCGUCAACGUCAUCCCCGUCAUCGGACGUGCCGACUCCCUCACGCCGGCCGAGCUGGCCGAGUCCAAGAAGCUCGUCAUGGAGGACAUUGAGCACUACCGAAUCCCCGUCUACAACUUUCCCUACGACAUCGAGGAGGACGACGAGGACACGGUCGAGGAGAAUGCCGAGCUGCGGGGCCUCAUGCCCUUUGCCAUUGUCGGCUCCGAGGACGUUGUCGAGAUCGGCGGCCGCCGCGCCCGCGCCCGCCAGUAUCCCUGGGGCAUCGUCGAGGUCGACAACCCGCGUCACUCGGACUUUCUGGCCAUCCGAUCCGCCCUCCUCCACAGCCACCUGGCCGAUCUCAAGGAAAUCACGCACGACUUUCUCUACGAGAACUACCGCACCGAGAAGCUGUCCAAGAGCGUCGACGGCACCCCCGGAAAUGCCGACAGCUCCAUGAACCCCGAGGACCUCGCCUCCCAGUCGGUCCGCCUCAAGGAGGAGCAGCUCCGGAGAGAGGAGGAGAAGCUCCGCGAGAUCGAGCUCAAGGUGCAGCGCGAGAUCAACGAGAAGCGACAGGAGCUGCUGGCCCGCGAGUCGCAGCUGCGCGAGAUAGAAGCCCGCAUGCAGCGCGAAGCCUCGCAGGCGGCCCCUUCGUCCGACGCCAACGGCGACCUCACCGAGUGA
Molecule: messenger RNA, 1761 nt
Organism: Drechmeria coniospora
Lineage: Eukaryota; Fungi; Ascomycota; Sordariomycetes; Hypocreales; Ophiocordycipitaceae
Product: putative CDC11-septin
Exons: 9
Coding region: 1-1761 (586 amino acids)
Biological process (GO): cytoskeleton-dependent cytokinesis
Cellular component (GO): cell division site; microtubule cytoskeleton; cytosol
Molecular function (GO): molecular adaptor activity; GTP binding; GTPase activity
Source: RefSeq, a predicted model, not a curated record